AUGGAGGAAGAGUUGCUCUCCGCCGUGCCUUGCUCUUCCCUGGCCGUCGAUUCAGUCAUCCGCGUCGCGACGGCCGGUGGAUUAUAUGGGUUUUGCGCCGGACCUCGUGACGCUCGUAAAAUAGGUUUGAGCGGCGUAUCUCAGGCUUCGCAUGUGGCAAAAUCCAUUGGCAGAUACGGGUUUCAAUGCGGUAUAGUAAGUGGUGUGUUUACUAUGACCCACUGUGGUCUUCAACGAUAUCGUGGCAAGAAUGAUUGGGUGAAUGCUUUGGUCGGAGGAGCUGUGGCUGGAGCAGCUGUUGCUAUUGGGACAAGAAACUGGACCCACGUUGUUGCCACGGCUGGGCUCGUCUCUGCUUUUAGUGUUUUGGCUAAUUGCACCAAGGCUGAUCUCAAACAACUCUAA
Messenger RNA from Microthlaspi erraticum, 405 nucleotides. The record is from the annotation of a GenBank genome assembly. Lineage: Eukaryota; Viridiplantae; Streptophyta; Magnoliopsida; Brassicales; Brassicaceae.